Betta splendens (Siamese fighting fish) is the source of this 1162-nucleotide messenger RNA. RefSeq names its product phosducin-like. The transcript has 6 exons. NCBI's taxonomy places the organism in Eukaryota, Metazoa, Chordata, Actinopteri, Anabantiformes, Osphronemidae. The record is from RefSeq and is a predicted model, not a curated record. Gene Ontology annotation, biological process: regulation of G protein-coupled receptor signaling pathway. The coding region runs from base 163 to 870 and encodes 235 amino acids.
UUUCUAAUCUUAUUGUUCUCACCCCUGUGAGCUGUCCGUCUGUAGACACACACAAGGCGUGUGUAGACUGGCGAGAGACAAAAAAUUACAGUACAACACGAGGACAACUCUGCAGCUGACCGACUGUGGUUGCCACCUAAAAAUACAAAGGACAGCAGUAGGAUGUCUGGUCCUGCCCAGGAAGAAGAGGAGCUACCUGCCAAUCACACAGGUCCAAAAGGUGUAAUCAAUGACUGGAGAAAGUUUAAGCUGGACAGCGCAGAUCAGACCGUGCCACAAAACAAGAGAGAGCUGCUCCGACAAAUGUCCAGUCCUCGAGACGAGGACAAGGACAAACUCAGCAGAAAGAUGAGCAGUCAGGAGUAUGAACUGAUCCAGAACGAGGACGAGCAAUGUCUGAGACGCUACAGGAAGCAGUGCAUGCAGGACAUGCACCAGCGCUUGAGCUUCGGUCCAAAGUUUGAAGAAGUCCACAAGCUGGAGAGUGGAGAAUCCUUCCUGGAGGUCAUACAGAAGGAACAUCGGCUGACCCUGGUUGUGGUCCACAUAUACCAAGACGGUGUGAAAGGCUGCGAGCAGCUGAACUCAUGCCUGGACUGUCUGGCUCUGGAGUACUCAACCGUGAAGUUUUGUCGUAUCGAUGCUGUGGCCACAGGUGCUGCUGAACGCUUCUCCUCUGAGGUUCUUCCUGCCCUGUUAGUCUACAAGGCUGGGGAGCUGCUUGGUAACUUCCUGUCUGUUACCAAACACUUUGGUGACGAGUUCUUCGCGACGGAUGUGGAGUCAUUUCUCAAUGAAUACGCCCUCUUGCCCAAGAAGGAGUUGACAGCGUGUGCUGAUGACGGGGAGGGGGAACGCGAUGUGGAAUAAUAAAAUGGAAGGGGAAAGAUGAGAGAGGUGAAAACGAGCAGGAUGGGUAAAAUGGGAAAGUUUUUUAAUGGAAUACACUGAUAAAUAGGGGAUUUAACAGUUAAGGGUAAAAGAAUCAGGUGGUGAAGUGGAGAAUGAUAGUGGGAUAGUUGGACGCAGACGAAUACACAAGCAUACAGGUCACAGACGUUGCAUGUACAAAUAGAUACAAUCAGUAGUGAACAGACUGUAUCUAGAAGCAGUUAGAAUGACACUGUUCAAUUAAAAAAUGUCUCUAUCAAAAGGCUCUGUG